Amoebophrya sp. A120 is the source of this 199-nucleotide messenger RNA. NCBI's taxonomy places the organism in Eukaryota, Dinophyceae, Syndiniales, Amoebophryaceae. The record is from the annotation of a GenBank genome assembly.
CUUAGCCAGGCGCCGCAGGCAGCACGCGCCCGCGGCGCCUCUGUGUGAUCCUGCGCCCCCACGGCAGUACUGCAGGGCGCAGGCCGCGCCGCCUUUUUCCUGUCCGGCGCGCGUGUUGGGCGCGUGCGGCCGAGAUGCAUACCCCAUUCGGGGCGCUUGCAGACGAGAUCGCCUGCGGGCGCCAGCACUGUUUCCCUGA